Molecule: messenger RNA, 1632 nt
Organism: Symbiodinium pilosum
Lineage: Eukaryota; Dinophyceae; Suessiales; Symbiodiniaceae
Source: the annotation of a GenBank genome assembly
AUGUCGACGGGCAUGGCGCAGUCGGCAUCUUCCACCUACUCCUUUAGCUCCGCUCCAAAGGCUGUCGGAGCGAGAAAGAAGUAUCGAGAGCCGGGUCCUGUGGACUCUGGCCUGUAUCGCAGCGUUAAGGAGACAUGCAUCUCCUGGGACAAGCGAGUUCACCGAGGAAACACAUACAGCAUGUAUACCCAAAAUGCAAUCAAGGAGGCAAUUGAAACUGCCCAGAAAUCGCAGGUUUCGCCCAAGGUUGCCAAGAAAAGAAAGCCAAAGGAAAAGUCGCUAUUCGACAUGCCCUUGCCCGAGCAUGAGCGUGUCCCAGUAGACCUCACAAAACACCUCGUUGCCAGCGAGGAGCCUUUGCAGGUCGAAGUAGUUGAGUGCCAGACAGACGAGUUCCUCCCAGAACCGCCGCCGGAGCAGUACCAGCCGCAGAGGAGUGGAAUUGAUGCCUCUACACAGGUCGAGGAUGGAGAGCUUUUCGACUUUGAUGCAGAGGUCGAGCCCAUCUUGGACGUGCUGGUCAUGAAGACAUUGGAGCAAUCCGUCAUGGAAGUAGAGGAGGAGCACGAGCUGUCCUCCAUGACAAGCUUCAAGGGUGCAUGGUACGAGAGGCAGAAGAGCAUGAUGGCGGCUUGGCAGGAACAGGUUGAAGAGGAGUGGGUGCGAUGGCAUCAGAAGGAAGCUGUCAUGGCAGCGCAGCGCGCGCAAAAGGAGCGCGAGGCUCGUGUGCUCUUGAAGAUCCAGGCAGUGAAUGCCGCGAAGGGGCAUCUGGCCGACAUCCUGCCAAACGCUGUGGAAGACCUGAAGGAAGUAGCAUUCCCGGAUAGCCGCGGCCUUGCCAUCCAGAGGAGCUUUAUGCAGGGCCUCUUCAAGCAAGUGCAGCAGGAGGUCUCAGCAGUGAAGCGGGCACAGCAACAGGUGGACGAAAUCGUGGCCCAUAGCGUUGCAGAGCAGCAGGCGAGGUGGUCCAACAGCCUCCAAGCACAAAGAGAGAAAUGGACGGAGGAGUUGCAGAUUCGACGGGGGAAAAUCCGAAUUCUCAUUGACGACGGCAGCGGAAACCCUGUGCCUGUUGGGCCCAUCCAACUGUCAACAGCUGAUGCCGUUGAGGAGCUCCAAGCAAGAGUGUAUGUUUGGCUCCAGCAGAACGAGCCGAAAAUUGCUUCCGCCUGGCCUCAUGGGGUUGUGCUUCGUCUUAGUGGUGAGCCUGUGCAGCAGACGAAGCAGCUCUUCGAGGCAAAGCCUGGACAGAUCUCCAUGGGACCGCAGGACCCGCCGCCGCCUCCUGAUGAAGUAGAAGAACCAGUGGAGGACGGGGAGGAGGAGGAGGCAGAGGCGCGUGUCAUGAAGCCACGUAUACGUAAACCUGCAUAUAGAUUCAGAUGGACAUCCAGGAAAGGCCCACUGCAACUAGCAACUAGUGGCCAAAACAUGCAGGAAGUGCAUCUGCAUGGAAGCGUUCUGUUUGAAGGCCGCCUGAAACUACAGCCCUCACUGCAGGCACACUGGGGCAUUGUGAGGGACUGGUUUGGAACAAAAAUGAUUCCCAUGCGACAGCUUGCAGACAUUGCCGAAGGCUGUGAUGUCAGCUCCUUCCUCCCGCCGAUGGCGGCGCGGUUGGAGCAACUCUGA